Pocillopora verrucosa is the source of this 759-nucleotide messenger RNA. The record is from RefSeq and is a predicted model, not a curated record. NCBI's taxonomy places the organism in Eukaryota, Metazoa, Cnidaria, Anthozoa, Scleractinia, Pocilloporidae.
AUGGCCAUCAGUCUGCAAUGUGAACCCGUUGAGCAGUCAGAGAGUGGAAAGGCUCUAAAAGGUCACAUCUUUAAAUCGAAACGGGUACAAGAUCCGUAUGAGUGUCUGAUGUUCUGCUACAGCGAACUCACAUGUCAGAGCUACAAUUACGUCAAAACUGGUAAACUUUGCGAGCUAAAUAACAGAACCAAAGAAGCAAGACCUGAAGAUUUUGUCCGAGAUGAAACUAGAUUCUACGUGCGACGGUGGAAGAACAGAGUCUCUGUAGGCUCCGCUCCCGAGAUGCCUGCCGAGUCUUGUGGUGAGAUCAAAGCCAGCGAACAAGGGAUGGCGGUCAGCGGUAGAUAUUGGCUGGAGCCCCAGGAGACAAAAAUUAAAUCCAAGAACUUUCUAGUUUACUGUGACAUGGUAUCAGAGGAUGAGGCCUGGACUCUCCUCGCUCGGUUUUCAAACAGUGACACUAAAUACUGGAUGGAUGACUUAGGAGACUGGUGGUAUGACAGUGCUCAAGCUGCAGGAGAAACCACUGACCCGUCACACAACCCAGACAUGAUAUCAUGUGGCAGAGAGCUUAAGAUCACGCGCAAUGACGACUUUGGACACACUCCUCUAUUGCAAACCACAGGGAACUGUCUGAGUGGGAAGACAUUCCGCUCCAAAAUUACUAUGGAUGAAACUUCAGUCUGGUCUAAGGGAGACUUAGAAGAUAACAGAAGAGAAUCUGAAUUUAGUAAUGACGCAUGGGGUUCGAAAACUUAA